CAGUGGACCGGACCAAGACCAGAGUCCAGUCCAGGAUCGGUCUUUCCUCACCAGAGACCGCGGCUUCAAGAUUGUGUAGGCCGCAGGCCAGCGGUUGAGAUUUAAAGUCCCCGCCGCAGCCAGAAGCACCGUAGACUGGAGACUUUUAGGAGGCUUUUAGACAUGGAUAUGCAUGAAAUGGAGGGAUAUGGAUCACAUGCAGGCAGACGGGGUUAGUAUAACUUAGCGUGAUGUUUGCACGGACAUUGUGGGCCGAAGGGACUGUUCCUGUGCUGUACUGUUCUCGUUUUUGUGGUUGAAUGAUCUAAAUUAAUGUACAGCUCUGCUUAGGUCUAUAAUGGAAGGUUUCCUCAAAUUCUGCACAAUCAUUUCACAAAUGUUAUAUAAGGGAUACAGCAUAGAAACAGGCCCUUCGGCCAGCCGAUACUGCACUGACCAGCGAUCAGCACACACUAGGGACAAUUCACAGAAGCCAAUUAAAGUACAAACCCCAGACAUCUUUGGGAUGUGGGAGGAAACUGGAGCACCCGGAGAAAACCCACGCGGUCCCAGGGAGAACGUCCAAACUCUGAACCAACAGCACCCGUAGUCAGGAUCGAACCCAGGUCUCUGGCGCUGUGAGGCAGCAAACCUUCUCUGACCAAUGACUACCCACACACUAGUUUAAACCUACACACUAUGGACAAUUUGUUGAAGCCAAUUAGCCAACAAAUCCACACGUCUUUGGGAGAACGUACAAGCUCCACAGAGACAGCACCUGUAGUCAGGAUUGAACUCUGGUCUCUCGCACCAUGAGGCAGCAACUUUACCACUGUGCCGCCCUCUUAAUGUGGAGUAAUGAGUGCACGGGGGUGAGAGGAGAGCAGGAUUCUGCAGAGUCAUUCAGUUGACAGAUCGCCCAACAGUGACUCAGCAUCUGAGGGAGUACUCCGCCCAGCUUUGAUCAUUGGCUGUGGAGUUCAGGAAAGUGCCUGGUUGCAACCUACCUCCUCCUUGUGUUUGGUUGGUAUCCCAGAACUGGUUCUCACUAUAUAAUCAUCACAGCAGGCAGUCUUGUGCCACAGUGGAGUACUGAUCAUCAGAAAACUGCGUGGAUAUGAAACUAUUUUCAUUGAAGGGAUGUUGAGUUUAGUUGAGAUGUUUAAUUUAGUUAACUUUCGAUGAGUUAAGAUUAGUUGAGUUGAGUUAGGUUUAGCUGAGUUAAGGUUAGAUUGCAGAUAGACACAAAAUGCUGGAGUAACUCAGCGGGUCAGACAGCAUCUCUGGAGAGAAGUUGAAGGAAUAGGUGACGUUUUGGGUCGAGACCCUUCUUCAUCCAUCCAACAUGCAGCUUUAGAUUAGUUUGGUUUAAAAUUUGUACCAGCUUGAUAUCGAUGAACAUGGACGGUCUGGUCCCAGAGAUGACUGAUUUGAGCUCACGGCUCUUGGACUUCAGCGUGGCAAAAUCGCUCACCAUGUGUACGGGGAACGUGGUGAGGCGGAGCAACUCUACAAGACGCCAUCCCGUGACACCGGAGCAAGAGAUUCUGGACUGCAUCAAGGCUGCUUUGGGUGAAUGGGUUUCAAAGAUCAACCGUGAUCAAGUUGAACUGAAGGCACUAGCUCAGCAUGCUGUUUGCAGCCUAAUGCAAGAUAACGAGAGGAUUGGAGCCAAAGAGAGAGAAGACAUCAAACUCUCCGCCAAACUAUUCAUCUACAGAUUUGAACCUGGGAUGAUCAAAGAGAGUGCAUCUAGAGCCUGCCUGGAGCUGGGAGUGACUCAGUUGGACUCCGUUAUCCUGGCCCUGCCCCCACUGUCCGGAGGUGAGUGCCGAUCCCUGGAGGAGCUGCAACCUCCCUGGGAGGAGAUGGAGGCUCUGGUCCAAGAGAAGAAGGUGUCGUCUAUCGGAGUGUCUGACCUGGACCACCAACUGCUAGAGGCCCUUUGCCUAAAGGCUCAGGUACAGCCUAGUAGUUGCCAGGUGAACCUGGCCUCUUGCUGUGUAAUACCACCUGAUCUCACCACCUUCGCCAGUGAGAACAACAUCCAACUGUUGACCCACAAUGACCCCACAGAUAUCCUCCCACUGGGACCGUUCCAGGAUGCCCUCGGAGCCAGCGUGCGGGGUCCGGGCACUGCCCAGUGGGCACCGCGCUGGAUCCUCCGGUACUCAGCCGUUAUUAAAAACAGAGGGAUCAUAAAGUCCAAAGGGUACGUGGUCAAGGCGGAGAGAGCAGCAGCGCACUACUGAGCCCGCUCUGCGGCAAAAGGGUCGCCGUUGAAUCUCUCUCUUGAUGUCUCACCACCUCCGGAAGCCCUAGGACACCACGAUGUAAACACAGAUGUUACCCGAGACCACCCACGAACUGUAAACCGAGACAACAUCUUCCCUGGUGGACAAAAGUGCUGGAGAAACUCAGCGGGUGCAGCAGCAUCUAUGGAGCGAAGGAAAUAGGCAACGUUUCGGGAUGAAACCCUUCUUCAGACUGAUCUGCAACAUCUUCCCUGGUGGUGCAGGCUCGAAGGGCCUCCUCCUGCACCUAUUUCCUAUGUUGCCCGCUGUUCACCUCUGACCUCAUACAAUCACACACCUUGAGGAGGCACGGUGGCACAGCGGUAGAAUUGCUGCCUCCCAGCACCAGGGACCCGGGUUCGAUCCUGACUACGGGUGGAGUUGAUAUAUUCUCCCCGUAACCGCGUGGGUUUUCUCCGGGUGCUCCGGUUUCCUCCCACACUCAAAACACUUGAGGUUUGGUCGGUUAAUUGGCUUCUGUAAAUUGUCCCAAGUGUGGAGGAUAGCACUAGUGUUCGAAUGAUGGGUGCGGACUCAGUGGGCCAUUAUUACCACUUUUAAGGCAGAAUCAACAUGUUAAUACUGUAACAUAUAAAUAUACACUAUGUAUCCUGCAUUCUAUCCUUAAUGUUUUUGCACUACAUGUUGUCUUAAUGUGGAGUAGAGUAGUAGAGAGGUUCUUCUGCAGUUGUAUAGGGCUCUGGUAAGACCACAUCUGGAGUAUUGUGUACAGUUUUGGUCUCCUAAUUUGAGGAGGGACAUCCUUGUGAUUGAGGCAGUGCAGCAUAGGUUCACGAGAUUGAUCCCUGGGAUGGCGGGACUGUCAUAUGAGGAAAGAUUGAAAAGACUAGGCUUGUAUUCACUGGAGUUUAGAAGGAUGAGGGGGAGAUCUUAUAGAAACAUGUAAAAUUAUAAAAGGACUGGACAGGCUAGAUGCAGGAAAAAUGGUCCCAAUGUUGGGCGAGUUCACAGUCUUAGAACAAAGGGGAGGACAUUUAAGACUGAGGUGAGAAAAAACAUUUCCACCCAGAGAGUUGUGAAUUUGUGGAAUUCCCUGCCACAGAGGGCAGUGGAGGCUAAAUCACUGGAUGGAUUUAAGAGAGAGUUAGAUACUCUAGGGGCUAGUGGAAUCAAGGGAUAUGGGGAGAAGGCAGGCACGGGUUAUUGAUUGGGGACAAUCAGGCAUGAUCAUAAUGAAUGGUAGUGCUGGCUCGAAGGGCCGAAUGGCCUCCUCCUGCACCUAUUUUCUAUGUUUCUAUGUUUCUAUGUUUCUAUGUAUGGCAUUAACGCACUGGUGUAUAAAUGAUUUAACGGGUUUGUAAAUAAAACAAAUUUUUUCACUGUAUGUCUGUAAACAUUGCAACAAUAAACCAGCACCAAACCUUUCAACUUUUAA
Molecule: messenger RNA, 3669 nt
Organism: Leucoraja erinaceus (little skate)
Lineage: Eukaryota; Metazoa; Chordata; Chondrichthyes; Rajiformes; Rajidae
Product: glutamate--cysteine ligase regulatory subunit-like
Exons: 7
Coding region: 1374-2231 (285 amino acids)
Biological process (GO): glutathione biosynthetic process
Cellular component (GO): glutamate-cysteine ligase complex
Molecular function (GO): enzyme regulator activity; glutamate-cysteine ligase catalytic subunit binding
Source: RefSeq, a predicted model, not a curated record